This is a messenger RNA of Hyaena hyaena (striped hyena), 2969 nucleotides long. RefSeq names its product kelch like family member 17 (gene KLHL17). The transcript is spliced from 13 exons. The coding region runs from base 186 to 2306 and encodes 706 amino acids. NCBI's taxonomy places the organism in Eukaryota, Metazoa, Chordata, Mammalia, Carnivora, Hyaenidae. Gene Ontology annotation, molecular function: protein binding. The record is from RefSeq and is a predicted model, not a curated record.
AGUCCCUAAGGACGCGGACUGCACGGGAGGCGGGGCGGGCGGCACCGAGAAACAAAGGCUGCGGGCAGGCGGCGGGACCGGGGGACGCUGAGCGGGCCGCCGCCGCCUAGCAGCCCUCCAGCAGUCAGUGCGUCCGUUCAUCCGUGCGUUCUCCGCGGAUCGCGGCGGGUCCGGCAGCCGAGCCCAUGCAGCCGCGCAGCGAGCGCCCGGCUGGCAGGACACAAAGCCCGGAGCACGGCAGCCCCGGGCCCGGUCCGGAGGCGCCGCCGCCGCCGCCGCCGCCGCCGCAGCCGCCGGCCCCAGAGGCAGAGCGUGCACGUCCUCGGCAGGCCCGGCCCACGGCCCCAAUGGAGGGUGCAAUGCAGCUGCUGAGCCGUGAGGGCCACACUGUGUCCCACAACUCCAAACGGCACUACCACGACGCCUUCGUGGCCAUGAGCCGCAUGAGGCAGCGUGGCCUCCUGUGUGACAUCGUCCUGCACGUGGCGGCCAAGGAGAUCCGAGCGCACAAGGUGGUGCUAGCCUCCUGCAGCCCCUACUUCCACGCCAUGUUCACAAAUGAGAUGAGUGAGAGCCGCCAGACGCAUGUGACACUGCACGACAUUGACCCUCAGGCCUUGGACCAACUGGUGCAGUUUGCGUACACUGCCGAGAUCGUUGUGGGCGAAGGCAACGUGCAGACUCUGCUCCCAGCCGCCAGCCUCCUGCAGCUGAAUGGCGUCCGUGACGCCUGCUGCAAGUUCCUGCUGAGUCAGCUCGACCCCUCCAACUGUCUGGGCAUCCGGGGCUUUGCUGACACACACUCGUGCGGUGACCUGCUCAAGGCAGCACACAGGUAUGUGCUGCAGCACUUCGUGGAUGUGGCCAAGACCGAAGAGUUCAUGCUGUUGCCACUAAAGCAGGCACCUUCAGGGCUCCAUGGGCCCCCAAGACCCUCCCCAGAUCUCAGGUCUGAGGGUCCCCACCCCCAGGUGCUGGAACUGGUCUCUAGCGACAGCCUGAACGUGCCUUCAGAGGAGGAUGUCUACCGCGCCGUCCUGAGCUGGGUCAAGCAUGAUGUGGAUGCUCGGAGGCAGCAUGUCCCAAGGCUGAUGAAGUGUGUGCGCCUGCCCCUGCUGAGCCGUGACUUCCUGCUGGGCCACGUGGAUGCCGAGGGCCUGGUGAGGCACCACCCUGACUGCAAGGACCUGCUCAUUGAGGCCCUCAAGUUCCACCUGCUGCCUGAGCAGAGAGGCGUUCUGGGCACCAGCCGUACACGGCCCCGGCGCUGUGAGGGCGCUGGUCCUGUGCUUUUUGCUGUGGGUGGUGGGAGCUUGUUCGCCAUCCAUGGGGACUGUGAAGCAUACGACACACGCACUGACCGUUGGCACGUGGUGGCCUCCAUGUCCACACGCCGGGCCCGGGUGGGCGUGGCAGCAGUUGGGAACCGGCUGUAUGCCGUGGGUGGUUACGAUGGGACUUCAGACCUGGCCACCGUAGAGUCAUACGACCCUGUGACCAACACUUGGCAGCCUGAGGUGUCCAUGGGCACAAGGCGCAGUUGCCUGGGUGUGGCCGCCCUGCACGGGCUCCUAUAUGCAGCUGGUGGCUACGAUGGGGCCUCCUGCCUCAACAGUUCUUCCCACCAGCCCAGGGGCUGGGCCCCCACGGACACUUGCCCAGGAUCAUUCAGGCAGCCAGCCAGUGGCCCAUGCCCACCCAGAAGACCUGCUUGCUCCAGUGGGAUUCGGGGUGCUGAGCGCUACGAUCCUCUGACGGGAACAUGGACGUCCAUCGCUGCCAUGAGCACCCGGAGGCGAUAUGUGCGUGUGGCCAUGCUUGAUGGGAACUUGUACGCUGUGGGUGGUUACGACAGCUCAUCACACUUGGCAACGGUGGAGAAGUAUGAGCCCCAGGUUAACACGUGGACCCCCGUGGCCUCCAUGUUGAGCCGACGCAGCUCAGCGGGGGUGGCCGUGCUGGAGGGGGCCCUCUACGUGGCUGGCGGCAAUGACGGCACUAGCUGCCUCAACUCUGUGGAGAGAUACAGCCCUAAGGCGGGUGCCUGGGAGAGCGUAGCACCCAUGAACAUCCGAAGGAGCACCCACGACCUGGUGGCCAUGGACGGCUGGCUGUACGCGGUGGGAGGCAACGAUGGCAGCUCCAGCCUCAACUCCAUUGAGAAGUACAACCCCAGGACCAACAAGUGGGUGGCCGCGUCCUGCAUGUUCACGCGGCGCAGCAGCGUGGGCGCCGCGGUGCUCGAGCUGCUCAGCUUCCCGCCGCCCUCCUCCCCCACGCUGUCAGUGUCGUCCACCAGCCUCUGAGCCGCCGCGGAUCGCACAGACCCGGCCCGCGGCCUCCCACAUGCCUUAAGCCCCGAGGGGCGGCCCCAGCGCCUCGAGUGUCGGGGGCGGGGUGCUCGGCCCCCACCGGGAAAGUCCUGCCCCGUCUGUCCUGUCUCUGCGUCGAGGCUGCCCGUUUCCAUGUUCGGUCCUCAGUGUUUGUUUAUGUGGGUACCGUUUAUUUACUUCACGGUUUGUUUAUUUAUUCAUUAUUUAUUGAUCGAGGAGCAGUGCAGCACCUACCAGUUUACACGUUUCCCCUCGAAGUGUCCUGUGUCUCUGGGACCAAGCUGCCUUCUCCCGUGUCCUCCCACCCCACUGGCGGCACCAGGGGGAGAUGCAUCAGGGGUGAACUCAAACUCUGCAGACCUGAACGGACUGAGGGGCAGAUGCAGAGCAACAGGCCAGGGUUAGUGGGGUGGGGGCUUUCUGAGCAGGUGCAGACCCUUCCAGCCUGGGCUUUGCACACCACCCCUACCUUGCCCAGCCAGGCACACUCCCAAGGAAGGCGUGAAGCAAGCGGGCUUCCUUCUCGUGGGCAUGGUGUCUUUUCUGGAUCCUGCACUGAGCUGAGCACAAGCGUGCCAUAGACCCCACACAGCAAUAUGAGCCAACUUGAACAAUAAACAUGUUUCCUGGGCUCUG